Messenger RNA from Peromyscus maniculatus bairdii (prairie deer mouse), 763 nucleotides. Lineage: Eukaryota; Metazoa; Chordata; Mammalia; Rodentia; Cricetidae. The record is from RefSeq and is a predicted model, not a curated record.
GGGACUGUAGUUAUGGUACCAACCUAUCCUCUCCAUCGGGAUCCUGAGUACUGGCCAGAGCCUGAGGAAUUCUGCCCUGAAAGGUUCAGCAAGGAGAACAAGGGCAGCAUCAAUCCUUAUGUAUACCUGCCCUUUGGGAAUGGACCCAGGAACUGCCUUGGCAUGAGGUUUGCCCUCAUCAGUAUGAAAUUCGCUGUCGUCAGAGUCCUGCAGAACUUCACCCUCCAGCCUUGUGAGGAAACACAGAUUCCCUUGAAGUUAAGCAAGCAAACUAUUUUUCAACCAGAAGAACCCAUCAUCCUGAAAGUUGUGUCAAGGUGAAAUUACAAAUGGAGCUUGAGUUUCCAGCAAGAUUUCUGCUGUUCUUCAAAGAAGCUGUGCCACCCAUCAUCAGAGAAUCUAAUUUGCCUUUGAAUUAAUCAGUUUAAUUGCCCUUGACGAUUAGGUGUUCAGGAAUUCAUUGAGCAUGCUCAGUGUCUGUGCUGAGUAUCAUGUAUUGUGUGAUUUACAGAAAAUUAUUAAGUCAAUAUAGAACUGAGAUUUUUCUGAUUCUAGGGGCCAUCCUGAUUGUACUAAGCAUUUCUCUGCUAUCUUAUCAAUCAUAUUGUAAUGAAAUGGGAGGUACUAUGGUGAUUCUAGUGAGAAAUCUGUCUCAAAUGUUGUUUUAAUAUUUUAUAAUAUUACAAAUAGAAAUCAUCUUUCCAAAAAUAUGUGAUGUCUUCCUUUGCAUCAAUAAAACUGAGACACAGCAUUUCUGAUCAUA